Vicugna pacos (alpaca) is the source of this 3557-nucleotide messenger RNA. NCBI's taxonomy places the organism in Eukaryota, Metazoa, Chordata, Mammalia, Artiodactyla, Camelidae. The record is from RefSeq and is a predicted model, not a curated record.
CAAUAUUUCUGAGCCAACCAAGAAAGUUAUGGAGUUGAUUCCCCAGAUUUCCAGUUUUUGCCUGGUAAGAGACAGGAACCACAUACAAAGUAGUGCAAAUGUGGAUGAGGAAACACAGGCUGGUGCCAGUUCCCUACAGUUCAUUCAUCCCCUAAAGAAAUAACAGUGUCUAAGGGACGAGAAGAGGAACCUGAUAGCCUAGUUAAAUAUUUCAGUGUCGUUUGGUGUAAGCCUUCAAAGAAAAAACACAAAAAGUGGGAAGGUGAUGCUGUUCUUAUUGUAAAAGGAAAAUCGUUUACACUGAAGGAUUUGGAAGGCAGAGACAUUGGAAGAGGCAUUGGAUAUAAAUGCAAAGAGCUUGAAAAGACUGAAGAGGGUCAAACAAUGAUGAUUGGUGGAAAAGAAAUAGAAGUCAUGGGUGUAAUCUCUCCAGAUGAUUUCAACAGUGGCAGAUGCUUUCAAGUCGGAGGAAGUUCGGCUGUCUUAAGUUCUUCUCACACUGCCAAAAAAUGUUUCUCUAGCCCUUUCAAAAGUGUCUAUAAACCAAGUUCAAAGGAAAAUAGUCAGAACGGUUUCCAGAAUUGCAAACCACGCCAUGACCCAUAUGCACCAAAUUCCCUUGUUAUGCUACGACCAGAUAAUAAUCACCAGUGGAUGUUCAACAGGAACUGUUUUCCUAUUGUGGAUGUCGUGGUAGAUCCUCACCUUGUGUAUCACCUUCGACCACAUCAGAAAGAAGGAAUCAUAUUCCUCUAUGAAUGUGUGAUGGGAAUGAGGGUGAAUGGCAGAUAUGGAGCUAUUCUUGCUGAUGAAAUGGGUUUAGGGAAAACACUGCAAUGUAUUUCGCUCAUCUGGACGCUACAGUGUCAGGGACCCUAUGGUGGCAAGCCAGUAAUAAAGAAGACACUUAUUGUCACACCUGGAAGCUUGGUGAAUAACUGGAGGAAAGAAUUUCAAAAAUGGCUAGGAAUAGAAAGGAUCAAGGUAUUUACUGUUGAUCAGGACCACAAAGUAGAUGAAUUCGCCAAAUCUCCAUUUUAUUCUGUUCUUAUCAUCAGUUAUGAAAUGUUACUUCGAUCCCUGGAUCAAAUUAAGAGUAUAAAAUUUGAUCUUCUAAUUUGUGAUGAGGGGCAUCGUUUGAAGAACAGCGCCAUUAAGACAACUACAGCCCUCAUUAGCCUCUCUUGUGAGAAAAGAAUAAUUCUAACUGGUACUCCAGUUCAGAAUGAUCUCCAAGAAUUUUUUGCAUUAAUUGAUUUUGUAAAUCCAGGAAUAUUAGGCUCUUUGUCAUCUUAUAGAAAAAUAUAUGAAGAACCCAUCAUUAUAUCAAGACAGCCUUCUGCUUCUGAGGAAGAAAAGGAGCUGGGGGAGAGAAGGGCAGCUGAGCUUACCUGCCUCACUGGGCUCUUUAUCCUUAGAAGAACCCAAGAAGUCAUAAACAAGUAUCUCCCACCGAAAAUAGAGAAUGUAGUCUUUUGCCGACCAGGAGCACUGCAGACCGAACUCUAUCGAAAGCUGUUGAAUUCUCAGGCUGUCAGAUUCUGUCUUCAAGGAUUGUUGGAAAAUAGUUCUCAUCUAAUAUGCAUUGGAGCCCUUAAGAAACUGUGCAAUCACCCCUGCCUUUUGUUCAGCUCUGUGAAGGAAAAAGAACAUAGCUCAACUUGGGAUGAGAAUGAAGAAAGGCAUCUAUAUGAAGGCUUGAUCAGUGUGUUCCCUGCUGAUUACAACCCUCUCACGGUUACUGAGGAGGAGUCAGGAAAACUUCAGGUGCUGUCAAAGCUCUUGGCUGCUGUCCACGAACUUCGUCCUGCUGAAAAGGUGGUGUUGGUAUCCAACUACACAAAAACCUUGGAUAUUUUACAAGAAGUAUGCAAGCGUUAUGGAUAUGCUUGUACAAGACUUGAUGGACAAACACCAAUCUCUCAAAGGCAGCAAAUUGUUGAUGGCUUUAAUAGUAAAUACUCUUCUGAUUUUAUUUUUUUGUUAAGUUCAAAAGCUGGUGGUGUGGGACUUAACCUUAUUGGAGGGUCUCACUUAAUUCUCUAUGACAUUGAUUGGAAUCCAGCCACUGAUAUCCAGGCAAUGUCUAGAGUGUGGAGAGAUGGUCAGAAACAUCCUGUACAUAUUUACAGACUCCUAACCACAGGUACAAUAGAAGAAAAGAUCUAUCAAAGACAGAUCAGCAAGCAAGGUCUUUCUGGGGCAGUUGUAGACCUAACCAAGACAUCUGAACAUAUUCAAUUUUCAGUAGAGGAACUUAAAAAUUUGUUUACAUUACACGAAAAUUCACAUUGUGUUACUCAUGACCUGCUUGACUGCGAAUGCACAGGAGAAAAUCAUACAGGUGAUUCAUUGGAAAAAUUCCCUAUCUCUAGAAAUUGUCAGCUUGGUCCACAACAACAGAAGUCUAACUCCCUGAAACCUCUCUCCAUGUCACAGCUGAAGCAAUGGAAACAUUUUUCUGGAGAUCAGUUAAAUCUUACAGAUCCUUUUCUCACAAGAAUAAGAGAAAAUGUGUCAUUCUUUUUUCAGAAUAUAACCAAUCAAACUACUUCUAUAUAAUGAAAUAUUACUUUAUGACAUUACCUUUUACUCUUCUUUAAAAAAUCUAGUAAGUAAGUAUAAUUUUGGGUAACAAAUAGAAUCAUUUUAAUUAUAAUGUAUUUUUGUUGCAAAAUGUAUCAUACUUUGAUACAAUAGUCAAAACUUUGAGUUGUUUAAUUUUUGGUUUAUAUUCUUAAAUAUUGAAACAUUAAAAAUAUACUUCUAUCAUCCUAUAGUUGUUUAUUAAUAAUUCCAUAAUUGAUACACUUUUAUUAAGUACUUUCUAAGGAAUUUUCUUGGGAAAUAUUAAAAAGUGAUAAGCCCAGUCUCUGUCUUUGGGAAAUCUAAUCUGAUUAGGAAUACUAGACAUGGAUGUGUGAGAUGAUUGAAAAUUUUGAUAAGUUUAAACUAUAGCUCAAGGGAGAAAGAGAAUCAGAGACUAGGAUUACAGAUCUGAAGAUACUGGAUGUAACAGUCACUGCAGGGCAGUUUGGGUGAGAAUGGCCUGCAGGUUGUGGAGGGGAGGGAGGGAUACUGGGCACUUCAAAGCCCGAAUUUCUAAUCUGGGACCUCAGACUCCUGGGGCCUGACAUGCAGCCUGUAAAGCCAUGCAUGUCCACCAAGCAUUGCUUGUACACUGGAUAAUGGUUCACCUACCAUUCUGUCAAGGGUUUCUGUAGUAAUCUGGACAUUAAAAACAGAGUUUUAAUGUGCAAAGCAAGCUUUAGAAGAAUGAGGUCUGCAGAGAGAAAGGAGUUACUCAUCCAAUCUCCAAUGGGGCUUCUGUGAUCAGCUUUUGCUUCCUUUUAGGAAAAUUUCUUUUAGACUGAAUAUAGUCUUGAGGCGUCAAAUAAAGAGUCAGUUACAUAUCAUCAAAUCUGAGUUCUUUAGCUAUGUAGUGCCAAAUGUAGUGCUAAAUGUAGCAUGCAAAUGUAGCAUACAAAUGUAGUGGGCAUUUGUACAUCUGGGGUUCAUGAACUGGCAGUUUGGGGACCAGAUUUGUCAGUGAAGAA